UGGAGCCGGAGAAGGAGGCGGAGGCUUCGGCGACCGCGAGGGGAGGGGGAGUCCCGUCUGACUGAGACGGCAGGCCUGGGCGGGCGGGGGUGCCGCGCAGGGCGGAGCGCCGGGCUGGGGAUGAGCUAAGCGGGCUUAGCGCCGCGGUAUUCAGCCCCUCGUGUCCCGCGGCCGCGCGUGAGGGGAUCGGGUGCCGCUCUCCGAGUGCAACCCGCUGGACGCCCAGGAGCCAGCAAGGGAGUAUUUCUCAAAAUCUGAGGCCUCCAGAAUUCACAGAUUGAGGUUGGCACCAUUUGCAGAGAGAAGCCUUCGGUAAUGUAUGGAAUCUACUGUAAUGGAAGAUGAUUGAAGACAAGGGGCCUCGUGUUGCUGACUACUUUGUUGUGGCAGGAUUAACUGAUGUUUCAAAGCCUCUUGAAGAAGAAAUUCACUUCAAUGAUGCCUGUCAUAAAGUAGCUAGACCGAAAGAACCCAUCACAGAUGUUUCUGUUAUUAUUAAAUCCCUUGGGGAGGAAGUGCCACGGGAUUACAUGUGUAUUGAUGUCACUCCAACUGGACUGUCAGCUGAUCUCAAUAAUGGAAGUCUCGUGGGGCCACAGAUUUAUCUUUGCUAUAGAAGAGGAAGAGAUAAGCCUCCACUUACAGAUCUGGGGGUUUUAUAUGACUGGAAAGAAAGAUUGAAACAGGGCUGUGAAAUUAUUCAGAGUACUCCCUAUGGGCGCCCUGCAAAUAUUAGUGGCAGUACGUCAUCACAAAGAAUUUAUAUCACUUACCGACGAGCCUCGGAAAACAUGACUCAGAAUACGUUGGCUGUCACAGACAUAUGUAUUAUUAUACCCAGUAAAGGAGAAAGCCCACCACAUACAUUCUGCAAAGUCGACAAGAAUCUCAAUAACAGUAUGUGGGGAUCAGCAGUGUACUUGUGUUAUAAAAAAUCAGUGGCAAAGACAAACACUGUCUCUUACAAAGCUGGUCUGAUUUGUAGGUAUCCUCAAGAAGAUUAUGAGUCAUUCUCAUUACCAGAAUCCGUUCCCCUAUUUUGUUUACCAAUGGGUGCAACUAUUGAAUGUUGGCCACCAAAUAGCAAGUACCCUCUCCCUGUGUUUUCUACAUUUGUGUUAACUGGAGCCUCAGCUGAAAAGGUCUAUGGUGCUGCUAUUCAGUUUUAUGAACCAUAUUCUGAGGAGAAUCUCACAGAAAAACAGAGACUUCUUUUAGGUUUAGCAUCAUCAGCAGAUGGAAAGUCUGAUAGUUCCAAAACAAUUCACACUAACAAAUGCAUCUGUCUUCUUUCUCACUGGCCUUUUUUUGAUGCAUUCAGGAAGUUUCUGACUUUUCUAUACCGUUAUUCCAUAUCUGGACCUCAUGUUCUUCCAAUUGAGAAGCAUAUUUCUCAUUUUAUGCAUAAAGUUCCUUUUCCAUCUCCUCAGAGACCACGGAUUUUGGUUCAGUUAUCACCCCAUGAUAAUCUGAUUCUCAGUCAACCUGUUUCGUCACCUCUUCCACUAAGUGGUGGCAAGUUCUCAACACUACUUCAGAAUCUUGGCCCUGAAAAUGCUGUAACACUACUGGUGUUUGCAGUAACAGAACAUAAAAUCCUCAUCCAUUCCUUACGACCUUCUGUGCUUACGAGUGUGACAGAGGCAUUAGUAUCUAUGAUAUUUCCUUUCCACUGGCCAUGUCCGUAUGUUCCUCUCUGCCCACUGGCUUUAGCAGAUGUCUUGAGUGCACCAUGUCCGUUCAUAGUUGGGAUUGAUUCAAGAUACUUUGAUCUCUAUGAUCCUCCACCAGAUGUCAGUUGUGUUGACCUAGAUACCAACACCAUUUCUCAAAGUGGUGACAAGAAAAAUGUAGCCUGGAAGAUACUUCCAAAGAAGCCAUGCAAAAAUCUGAUGAACACAUUGAAUAACUUGCACCAGCAACUGGCAAAAUUGCAGCAGAGACCACGAGAUGAUGGACUGAUGGACUUGGCAAUGAAUGACUAUGAUUUUAAUUCUGGGAAGAGGUUGCACAUGAUAGAUUUGGAAAUUCAAGAGGCAUUUUUGUUUUUCAUGGCCUCUAUUUUAAAAGGCUAUAGAUCAUAUUUAAGACCAAUAACACAAGCUCCUUCGGAAACAGCCACAGAUGCCACCUCUCUUUUUGCCCUUCAGGCUUUCUUAAGAAGCCGGGACCGGUCACAUCAAAAAUUUUACAAUAUGAUGACCAAAACACAAAUGUUUAUUCGCUUCAUUGAAGAAUGCUCUUUUGUCAGUGAUAAAGAUGCAAGCCUGGCAUUUUUUGAUGAUUGUGUAGACAAAGUGGAUAUGGACAAGAGUGGUGAAGUACGACUUAUAGAACUGGAUGAAUCUUUCAAAAGUGAACAUACUGUUUUUGUAACGCCACCCGAGAUUCCCUAUCUGCCCAAUGGCGAAGAACCCCCUUUGCAGUACAGCUAUAAUGGAUUUCCAGUUCUUAGGAACAAUUUAUUUGAGAGACCAGAAGGAUUUCUGCAAGCUCGAAAGAACAAACUGCCUUCAAAAUCAAGUAGUCCUAGUAGCCCUUCUCCCAUGUUCAGGAGAACAAAACAGGAAAUUAAGUCAGCCCAUAAAAUUGCCAAGAGAUAUUCUUCCAUCCCUCAAAUGUGGUCCAGGUGUCUGUUGCGUCACUGUUAUGGAUUGUGGUUUAUUUGUCUCCCAGCUUAUGUGAAAGUAUGUCAUUCAAAAGUCAGGGCUCUGAAAACAGCCUAUGAUGUGCUAAAAAAAAUGCAAUCCAAGAGGAUGGAUCCACCUGAUGAGGUGUGCUACCGCAUUCUUAUGCAGCUCUGCGGACAGUAUGAUCAGCCAGUGCUUGCCGUGCGUGUGCUGUUUGAAAUGCAGAAAGCUGGCAUUGACCCCAAUGCCAUUACUUAUGGUUAUUAUAAUAAGGCUGUUUUGGAAAGUACCUGGCCUUCAAGAAGUCGUAGUGGCUACUUUCUUUGGACAAAAGUAAGAAAUGUUAUUUUAGGAGUAGCACAGUUCAAAAGAGCUUUAAAGAAACAUGCAUACUUAUCACAAACAACUCUCUCAGGUGGUCAGUCUGAUCUGGGAUAUAAUUUAUUGUCUAAGGAUGAAAUUAGAAGAGGGAAUAAUUCUGCUGAGGACAUUUCAGAAGAAAAAGAUAAAAAAGGGAGUGAUUCUGGUUCCUUAUCAGAGAGCGAGAGUACAAAAGGAAGUACUGAUUGUCUUCCAAAGAUCAAUUUGCAAAGUUCUUCCAAUAUUGUUCGCCUCAAUGGUACAGGUAACAACAGUGCUGAUAAAAUAUCAGGAGAAAACAGGGAAAACACACCUGAAAUGCUCUUAAGAUCAUCUCUUGAGGAUACAAAUGAAACAGGAAGCAUUGAAAGUAGAUGCUUCAGGAAAAGACAUAAAAGUGACAAUGAAUCUAAUUUGCAGCAGCACAUGGCCUGGGGAAAUAGAAACCGUAAUCUUAGUGGAGGGGUACUGAUGGGAUUUAUGCUCAACAGAAUUAAUCAGGAAGCAAAUCCUGGAGAUAUAGUUGAAAAAUUAGGAGCUGAUGCAAAAAUUCUUUCAAAUGUUAUUACAAGAAAUAGAAGACCAAAUAGUCUUGAUAUUGGGAAGCCACCUUUAAGAUCUAAAAGAGACAGUCUAGAAAAGGAAUCUAGUGAUGAUGACACACCUUUUGAUGGUGCGAAUCGCUUGGCUGAUAAGGUGGAUUCUCCUGUUAUUUUUGACUUGGAGGACUUAGACAGUGAAACAGAUGGAUCCAAAGUGGGAUAUGUUGCCGCACAGCAUCCCAAGAGAAUUCAGCGAAUGAACAGCAGCUUCUCAGUGAAACCUUCUGAAAAAACUGACGUUGCAGCAGGAUUUGAUCCCCUCUCUCUUUUAGUUGCUGAGACCGAGCAGCAGCAAAAAGACGAGGAAGAGGAGGAUGAAGAUGAUAGUAAAAGCGUGUCAACACCAUCUGCAAGGCGUGAUUUAGCUGAAGAAAUUGUGAUGUAUAUGAAUAACAUGAGCAGUCCUUUGACAAGUCGAACACCAAGCAUUGAUUUACAACGGGCCUGUGAUGAUAAACCAAACAAUAAGAAAAGCCCAACGCUGGCCAAGGCCUGCAGAAGAUGUAGCUUACCUCCUAAUUCUCCAAGGCCAGCCAGACUCACCAAAUCUAAAAGUUACACAAAAAGUGAGGAGAGACCACGGGAUAGAUUGUGGUCUUCUCCAGCCUUCUCGCAAACUUGCCCUUUUAGAGAAGAAUCUCAAGAUGCAUUAACCCAUUCAGCACCUUCGUUUAAUUUAGAUACACUACUGGUACCUAAAUUAGAUGUUCUAAGGAAUAGUAUGUUCACAGCUGGAAAAGGAGUUGCAGAGAAAGCAAGCAAAUGGUAUUCAAGAUUCACCAUGUAUACGACAUCAUCCAAGGAUCAAAGUUCUGAUCGUACCAGUCUUUCUUCAGUGGGAGCCCAGGAUUCUGAAUCUACCUCUUUGACAGAUGAAGAGGUCGGCCGCGAGCUGGAAGGAGCCUCUUCCUCCCAGGAGAGCAGUGCCACGUCAGGGACCAAGGGAACUGAACUCAGCCGAACAAGCCUUGGAAGCUCUGCCUCCUUAGAAGGAUCCCUGUCAAAAUUUGCUUUACCUGGGAAGUCAGAAGUAACAUCUUCAUUCAACAUGAGUAAUACCAAUCUCUUCCAGAACUAUGCAAUGGAGGUUCUCAUCUCAAGUUGUUCUCGGUGUAGAACUUGUGAUUGUCUUGUACAUGAUGAGGAAAUCAUGGCUGGCUGGACAGCAGAUGAUUCAAAUCUCAAUACCACAUGCCCGUUCUGUGGCAACCUUUUCCUACCCUUUCUGAAUAUUGAAAUCAGAGACUUAAGACGACCUGGGAGGUACUUUUUGAAGUCAAGUCCAUCUACAGAAAAUAUUCAUUUUCCAUCUUCCUUUUCAAGCCAAACAAGGCAGUCUUGCCUUUCAACAUCAGCCUCUGGUCUUGACACAUCCGCUAUCUCUGUUCAAGAACAUUUUGACCUAAACAGCAACUCUAAACUGCAGGAAAACUCCUGUGCCCGAAGUAUUCAAAUCCCUGCUGACAGAUCAAAGGCAACUGUGUCAAAAUGCCCAGUCUUUCCAAUGGCCCGAAGCAUCAGUGCCUGCAGCCCCUUGGAUAAGGAGGAGGCUGGUGGGCAGAAGCUCAUUCCCACAGGCAGCCUGCCAGCUACUUUACAAGGAGCCACAGAUUCUUUAGGAUUAGAAUGGCACCUUCCCAGCCCAGAUCCUGUCACUGUUCCAUAUCUUAGUCCUCUAGUGGUCUGGAAGGAACUAGAAAGCUUAUUGGAAAAUGAAGGCGAUCACGCCAUAACAGUGGCCGACUUUGUGGACCAUCAUCCGAUUGUGUUUUGGAACCUGGUGUGGUAUUUUAGACGUCUUGACUUGCCCAGCAACUUACCUGGAUUGAUUCUUUCUUCUGAACAUUGUAACAAGUAUUCAAAGAUUCCCCGCCACUGUAUGUCUGAAGACAGCAAGCAUGUCUUAAUACAGAUGUUGUGGGACAAUAUGAAAUUACAUCAGGACCCAGGACAGCCCUUGUACAUCCUCUGGAAUGCCCACAGUCAAAAUCGUACUCUUUUGUUUGAGACACAAAAGUAUCCCAUGGUCCAUUUAUUGCAAAAGACUGAUAGCUCAUUUAGCCAAGAGCUGUUGAAAAAUAUAGUUAAAAGCAUUAAAAUGAAUGAUGUCUAUGGACCAAUGAGUCAGAUUUUAGAGACACUGAAUAAGUGUCCACACUUUAAAAGACAGAGGAGUUUAUACAGAGAAAUACUGUUUCUGUCACUUGUGGCCCUGGGAAGAGAAAACAUCGACAUAGAUGCGUUUGAUAAGGAGUACAAGAUGGCCUAUGACCGUCUGACACCAAGCCAAGUCAAGAGUACACACAACUGUGACAGACCACCAAGUACGGGGGUGAUGGAGUGUCGGAAAACCUUCGGAGAACCUUAUCUUUGAGCUGUGUGUGCAGGUGUAAACAUUCGCUACAUGUUGUACAGUUGGUGUAUAAAGCAUCACUUUUAGACUCUAAACCUUUCUCUCCCAUUUUUGAGAAUGCUUUUGUAAAUGCUCUGGAAGGCUCAGGUAGUUUCUGUACAGAAUGCUGUGAGAACCGUGACCAGUAAGGAGAGAGCCACUUUUUUCCCAGUUCUUUUUUUUUUCUCACCUUUAUCUCUCCUGUAACAAAGAAUUAAGUAUUUUUGUGCUGAGGAUAUCCCUAAAUGAAACUAGUUGCCAUAAAAUAAGACAACUGUGUUAUGGUUUCUCUUGAAGCAGGUGGGAAAAAAAUCAUAUAUGGAACUCGACAGAAAUGUAAGACCAGAGUGUCUCCUGUUUUCAUAGCCCAUUAAGAUAUUUUGACCAUGAAGUUGUAUUAUACAUAUUUUAAAUUGUUUAUAGUAAGUUGAUAUUUUUUUAAUUUUUAAAUUUAAUAGAGCAAAGUUAAAAUGAAUUUAAGCU
Ochotona princeps (American pika) is the source of this 6467-nucleotide messenger RNA. RefSeq names its product DENN domain containing 4A (gene DENND4A). The record is from RefSeq and is a predicted model, not a curated record. Lineage: Eukaryota; Metazoa; Chordata; Mammalia; Lagomorpha; Ochotonidae. Gene Ontology annotation, cellular component: cytoplasmic vesicle. Gene Ontology annotation, molecular function: protein binding. The transcript is spliced from 33 exons. Gene Ontology annotation, biological process: regulation of Rab protein signal transduction. The coding region runs from base 342 to 5966 and encodes 1874 amino acids.